This is a messenger RNA of Monopterus albus (swamp eel), 3785 nucleotides long. RefSeq names its product MTSS I-BAR domain containing 2a (gene mtss1la). The transcript is spliced from 16 exons. Lineage: Eukaryota; Metazoa; Chordata; Actinopteri; Synbranchiformes; Synbranchidae. Gene Ontology annotation, cellular component: actin cytoskeleton; cytoplasmic side of plasma membrane. Gene Ontology annotation, molecular function: actin binding; phospholipid binding. The record is from RefSeq and is a predicted model, not a curated record. Gene Ontology annotation, biological process: plasma membrane organization; cell projection assembly. The coding region runs from base 798 to 3131 and encodes 777 amino acids.
UCCACAUGCUUCUGUUUCCUGAGAACUAAGAUCCGCUCAGGGUGCAGCAAACAGACGCGUGUGUCAAUACACACAGAAGACCGAGGAAAUCUUCCUUUGCUACUCAAUCAGUUGCUCAACGGAAAGACAGGCUUCACUUCACUUUUGUUUGCGUGGGUGUGGAGCGAGGGGAGGAGAGGAGGAAGGAAAGAAGGGGUGUUCCUCCUUGUCCCCUCCUUCUCACCCAUUAUAUUUGACAAAAAAAACCCCACUUGACCAGCCUCCUCUCCAUUCCCAUGGAUCGUGUUACGGGAGACUCCAGUACGAAGACAUCUGCUCCACUAACAGCGGAGCGCGUCCCCGUGUCCCAGCCCUGCGACCGAUCCAGCCUCCCGAGGUGCCCCCUCCUCCUCCUCCUCCUCCUGUGAUCUCGCUGUUAUUAGUGUUAACGCAGUGAUCAUGAGGAGCCACUGUGCGUGCACCCCCCACGUUUUCCGGCUGUAGUUCCCCCGGCUAGCGCGUCCCUGCUCCAUCACCCUCCUGUGCGUCAGAGAGGCGAGUAGCGGCUUUGGAGCGAGAAGCAGACCCCGGUGCCGUAUCGAGUAGCACAUUUCUUUUUGUCUGUGCGCUCCGCAGGCUGCUGGCUGUGGGCUUUGCGGCUUCGCAUCCUCCCCUCUGCUGGCUACUUUGUUGUAGGAGAGAACAACGAAAGGCGGAUGAAAACAAAGAUCCCCAUGCCAGAUGUUUGAAAACGCUUAAACAUCGUGAUAACAGAUUUAUUUUCCUUUCUACGAGCUUUUUUGUUCGUUUCUGACACCAUGGAUUCGGUGGAGAAGGAGUGUGGAGCGCUGGGUGGAUUAUUCCAGGCCAUCGUGAACGACAUGAAGAGCUCUUACCCUGUGUGGGAAGACUUCAGUGCCAAGGCCACAAAACUGCACUCUCAACUCAGGACCACAAUUCUGGCAGCAGUGGCCUUUUUAGAUGCCUUUCAGAAGGUAGCAGACAUGGCUACCAACUCUAGAGGUGCCACCAGGGACAUCGGCUCAGCUCUGACGAGGAUGUGCAUGCGACAUCGCAGCAUUGAGGCAAAAUUACGCCACUUCACCAAUGCUCUUAUGGAAGGCCUGGUUACGCCGCUCCAGGACAAGUUAGAGGAAUGGAAGAAGACAGCUAAUCAGUUGGACAAAGACCAUGCCAAAGAAUACAAGCGGUCUCGUCAGGAAAUCAAAAGGAAGUCAUUAGAUACCUUAAAGCUACAGAAAAAAGCAAGAAAAGAGCUUCUAGGCCGGGGUAACUUGCGCCCCCAGCUGGACAGUGCCAUGCAGGACGUCAAUGACUUGUACCUGCUGAUGGAGGAGACGGAGAAGCAGGCAGUGCGCAGAGCCCUCCUGGAGGAGAGAGGGCGUUACUGUACAUUCAUUAACCUGCUGCAGCCUGUGGUGAAUGUUGAGAUUGCCAUGCUGGGAGAGAUAACACAUUUGCAGCCAAUUAUUGAUGACCUUACUGUGUUGACUGAAGACCCGCACAAGCUGCCACCAGCCAGUGAGCAGGUGAUCCGGGACCUGAAAGGCUCAGACUACAGCUGGUCCUACCAGACCCCUCCCUCCUCCCCCAGUAGCACUGGCUCCAGGAAGAGCAGCAUGUGCAGUCUCCUCCAGAUGCCCUCUGCAGGAGCCCAUCGGCUCAGCAGCGUCUCCUCCCACGACUCAGGCUUCGUCUCCCAGGACGCCAACACCCACUCUAAGCCUCCAUCCCCCAUGCCCUCUGACAUCACCAGCCAGAAAUCAACAAGCUCUGCCUCCUCUGAGGCUUCAGAAACCUGCCAGUCUGUCAGCGAGUGCAACUCUCCUACAGCGUUUGGCUCAUGCUCAUCCUUCAGUACCUUCCGCCCUGCUUUCUCUCACACUGGCACCAUCAGGCCUCUCUCUGUCAUACUUCCUGCGUCCCCCACAUUUAACCACCCCCCUGGAUCCAAUACUCCCUCACCUACAUCAAAGGUUCCUAGCUGGAAGCAAGACUGGGCUAAAUUAAGUUCCUGUGAGCCAACACUGGCCAGCACUCCGCAGCGUAGGAGGGAGUCUGUGGAUAAGAUGAGGGAACUGGAGGCUCCACCCAGUCCACAGGGGUAUUCUGGGAUGCAACCAGAUGAUCCACACAAAGCAAGAACCAUUGCAGCCAAGCAUGGCGAGCCCCUCUCUCCAGCAGCCAGCACUCUAGCUAUGGUUCUGACCAGAGGUUUGACUAUGGAGCAGCAGAAAAGCAGCAGGGACUCUCUGCAGUACUCCAGCGGCUACAGCACCCAGACCAACACCCCCUCCUGCUCCGAGGACACCAUACCCUCCCAAGGUUCAGAUUAUGAGUGCUACUCUCUCAAUGGGGAUGCAGACAGUGAAGGGCAAGCAGACUUUGACAAGUCCUCCACCAUCCCACGCCACAGUAACAUUGCUCAGAGCUACCGCCGCAUGAUCCAAACCAAGAGGCCUGCUAGCACAGCAGGUCUGCCUGCAGGUAAGACCCUGCAGGGAAUCCAAAACAGUGCAGGGGGAAGCGGUUCUGGAGCAAUUGCCUCGGGGACAGCCACCAUUCGCCGGACUCCAUCCUCUAAAAAUAGUGUGAGACGCACACCAUCCGCAUCUGGACCUAUUCCCAUACGGCCCCCCAUCGUGCCAGUUAAGACCCCCACAGUACCAGACUCUCCAGGGUGUGCCAGCCCGUCCCAGCAUCAUGCAGGCAGUGAGGAGUUUCUGUACAGUGAUGACCCAUCUGCUGCUAACUACAUGAGGGCUUCUCCUAAGCGAAUGAGUCUCCCUGACACAGCUUGGGCUUGUCGAGGAGGAGGGUCAGACAGGACUGUUUUCUCCCAGCAGGCCCCUGGUGUGGCCGCCCGUGGUGCUGAGGAGGAUCUUCUGCUUGCUGCCAACCGCCACAGCCUGGUCGAGAAGAUAGGAGAGCUGGCAGCCAGUGCCCACGCCCUGGGUGAGGGUCACUUCCCCUUCCCCAGUUCACUGCCAGGGGAUCUGGCUCAGUGUGUGCCCCAGGAAUCAUCCUCUGCAACCCAGGAAGAUCUGGAUAUGCUGGUGUUGAUACGCCGAGGGGUGAAACUCCGCAAGACAGUGACUGAUGACAGGUCGGCUCCCAUGAUCCUGCGGUAGCUGAGAGAGGAGAAGGCUGCGAAGAAGCUGCCGUGGUGCCCAUUUUACAAACUGAAGCUUUGUAGUGAAAUGCAACAGUGCUCAUAAAACACAUGAACAGAGGCACAAGUAACAGAAGAUGUAACGUGGUCAGUGAAGACCAAUCAACAGAAUAAGGAAUGACCAUGGACAACAUCAAAUUAUUUCAUGUCACGUUUGUAUUGCGUACGUACAACGUAUUCCAUAGUUUUUGGUUUUUCUUCUUCUUUUUGUUCGUUUUGUUUGUGUCCUUGUCUUUGGGUUCACUGUGCAUUACUGCUCCGUAUGUGACCAGUUGUUUGAGUCGUUUGUCUCUUUAGACCCAGUGAUGAAGACAUCACAGCUGUAGGGACUGGAUGCUCCCUGCCUUUGCUUUCGCUCUUAUCAUUAUUAUAAUAUUGUGCAUUUCUUAAUUAACACAGCCACCUGUCUGUGGAACAUGGUGGGCGAAGUGCUCAGUGAGCCCGUCUGUGUGUAUCUCAUCAUUACUGUACAAAUACCAUAUUACUGGUUUGUUUCAUAAGCUGAGCAGCAGCUGUGUAAAGUCAUGUAAAAUAGAAGCAAUAUGGCAGUAUUUUUAUUGCUGUCCUGUACUGUCACUAUAUUCUGCAAUUAAACAAGCUUUCUACUGUUAAA